CAUGCCGGGCUGCGCAGAUCGUCCUCCGGGUCAGAGUUGGUCGCCAUGGCGGUGCUCGCAUCCAACCCUAACAACCCGGUGGUGUUUUUCGAUGUCACAAUCGGAGGCCAGGAGGUCGGCCGCAUGAAGGUGGAGCUCUUCGCCGACGUGGUGCCCAAGACGGCGGAGAACUUCAGGCAGUUCUGUACCGGUGAAUUCAGGAAAGACGGCGUCCCCAUCGGUUACAAAGGCAGCACUUUCCACAGGGUUAUAAAGGAUUUCAUGAUCCAAGGAGGCGACUUUGUAAAUGGCGACGGGACUGGGGUGGCCAGCAUAUACCGGGGUCCCUUUGCCGAUGAGAACUUCAAGCUGAGACACUCAGCUCCUGGCUUGUUGUCUAUGGCAAACAGCGGCCCAAGCACCAACGGCUGCCAGUUCUUCAUCACGUGCUCCAAGUGUGACUGGCUGGACGGGAAGCACGUCGUCUUUGGUAAAAUAAUUGAUGGGCUGCUCGUCAUGAGAAAAAUUGAAAAUGUGCCCACCGGUCCAAACAAUAAACCCAAGCUGCCCGUGGUGAUUGCCCAGUGUGGUGAGAUGUAGGUAGUGGACCAUCAGGUAUGCACUGCGCACCUC
Molecule: messenger RNA, 612 nt
Organism: Euleptes europaea (tarantolino)
Lineage: Eukaryota; Metazoa; Chordata; Lepidosauria; Squamata; Sphaerodactylidae
Gene: PPIH
Product: peptidylprolyl isomerase H
Exons: 9
Coding region: 46-579 (177 amino acids)
Biological process (GO): protein peptidyl-prolyl isomerization; protein folding
Cellular component (GO): intracellular membrane-bounded organelle
Molecular function (GO): peptidyl-prolyl cis-trans isomerase activity
Source: RefSeq, a predicted model, not a curated record